AUGAGUUUUGAGGAGCAAGAAGAAGAAAUGGAGAUGUCAGGUGUUAACCCACCCGGCGGUUACGAGUCUCUGAGCGGGGAGGGAGCCACAUCUAGCGGUGGCGGCGGAGGAGGAAGGAGAAAAGGCGUUGGAGGGAAGAUUAGGUAUAGAGAGUGCUUAAAGAACCAUGCCGUUAACAUCGGUGGCCACGCCGUGGACGGCUGCUGCGAGUUCAUGCCUUCCGGUGAAGAUGGUUCGCUUGACGCUCUCAAGUGUGCCGCUUGUGGCUGCCACCGCAACACUGUGAAAAAAGUGUAA
Microthlaspi erraticum is the source of this 297-nucleotide messenger RNA. Lineage: Eukaryota; Viridiplantae; Streptophyta; Magnoliopsida; Brassicales; Brassicaceae. The record is from the annotation of a GenBank genome assembly.